AGCGGUGACAGACUCCAAGAGCACAGGGGACCCAAAGAAUGCCUGGCCAGAGGCCAAACCAGCUGACACCAUGGGUCGCCCCCACUUAAUCCGCCUCUUUUCCCGAGAUGCUCCAGGAAGGGAAGACAACACCUUCAAAGAUCGGCCCUCGGAGUCAGAUGAGCUUCAGACCAUCCAAGAAGACAGUGCAGCAGCUUUGGAAGGCUCAGAGUUGAUGGCUUCACAGAAAAGAUCUUCUCAGAGACACGGAUCAAAAUACCUGGCAACUGCAAGUACCAUGGACCAUGCUAGGCAUGGAUUCAACCCGAGGCACAGAGACACGGGUAUACUUGACUCACUGGGCAGAUUCUUUGGAGGUGACAGGGAUGUGCCCAGGAGGGCCUCAGGCAAGGAUCUCCAUCAUGCAACAAGAGCUGGCCAUUAUGGCUCCCUGCCACAGAAGUCCCAGCAUGGCCGCACUUAUGAUGACAACCCUGUAGUUCACUUCUUCAAGAACAUUGUGUCACCUCGGACACCACCUGCAGGACAAGGAAAGGGAGCCGAAGGGCAGAAGCCAGGGUGUGGAUAUGGAGGAAGGGCUUCAGACUAUAAAUCAGCUCACAAGGGAUACAAGGGUGCACACCCAGAUGGCCAGGGCACUCUUUCCAAAAUCUUUAAACUGGGAGGAAGAGAUAGUCGAUCUGGAUCACCCAUGGCUAGACGCUGAAGUUCUUCAUUGUCUUUACAGAAUUAUGUACUUGGCUUCUUAAUAUAACUGCCUUAAAUUUUUAAUAAUAGUCGCAUAAAUUACCUAGAUAGACAAGCAAUUUCUCACCUAAUGUCUAUUGAGUUGUGCAUGCAGUAGGUAGAGCCAGACAACAUCCCACUGGCAAUUUCUGGCCAACAGUUGAAUGGAACGGGAAAAUAAGAAACACAAAGUAGCUUUAAGUGCUUUUUUAUGUUUUAAAAUAAAAUAACAGAUUCCUCAGAGUAUUCAUUCCACUUCAGAAGGCCCCCUUCCGCACCCAGAAAUACUUUGGUCUUCAUUUUAUCAAAGCUCAUUCCAUCAAAUUUCUCCGUCUUUGGAUUUCUUUCUCACUGACCCAAAUGCCUCCGAAUGGCACCACAGAACCAAAGCUUUUGUUCCUGAGCACUGCCAGUGAAGACAUGCCACUGUGGAAAACACAUGUGCAGAGUUGGUAUGGACUGUUGAUCCAAGCUUACUUUGUUUUUCUUUUAAUGCCCCAUUCUCUCACCUCAAGGACACUUUAUUUUUUCAUAACAGGAUUAGGCAGUCACAGAGUGGGUUUACAAAUGUUAGGAGCUCCAGGUAUGUGAAAUGUGGGACAGGGCAGCUGUUAACAGUUUUAAUGUGAUAGAGAAAAGAGGGGGAAGGAAUUCCUUCUAGAGUCGCGUUUGCUCAUCACACCCAAAAAAUUUGAAUUCGCGUGUGUGGCAGAGAAAGGGAAAGGACGUCAAACUAGGGCUGGGCUAUUGCCUCAAAACAGGAAACAAAAGGAAUUUCCCAGCAAAAUGGACAAUUCUGAGUGUACACGUGGCCACUGGAUGUCACUGCUGCUCCACACAGGCAAAGAUAUCAUAGUAUUUCUUUAGCAGUAAUAAAACCAAGAAGGCUAGUUUCCUGUAAUAAAAUCAAGAAUUCUAGUUUCCUGCAAUAAAACCAAGAAGUCUAGUUUCCUAAAGGAAGCCCGCUCGCUAGCUAGGAGAUUUUUAGAUAGUUCUGCACAUCUCACAGUAGCACUGAUAGUUUUCUUGUUGGCCUGGCAGUGUCCAGCUGGUAAGCUGCUCUGAAACCAUAAAACCAGUCCCAGAUUUUUAACGGCAGUGCAUAAUAAGCCAGUCCCCAGUUACUGUGAAAACCUGACUACUAUAGUUGCCUCCUAGAAAUAAACUAGAAAUAAUGAAUUAGACAUAGACAUGUAACUAUACAUGAAUAUACUGACCUAUCCACAUAUGGUCUGGAAAGCACCAACCAUAUGAAAAGAAUUUAAAAAAAGCAAAAGCUCUUCUGAAUUGCACUCUUUUUCUAACUUAAAUAAGCCAAAUGUUUCUUAACAUGAAUUCUAAUGUAUUGAUUGAUCCAGAUAUUUUUGUUCUAGCAUAUCCUUUAUAGCCAGCACUAGAGCAUCCACUGUUGGCAUCCAGCUUUCUUUAAUGUUAAUGGGUAUCAAGAAUAGCCAAUGUUAAUGACUCAAUGCAUUGUUUUUAAUUCUCAUUGACUUUGACAUGUUUAGUGUCAUUUAACGUGAUGUCUGUUAACACGUAGCAAUGCAUGAAGAGAGGGUAAGGAAAAACAGGAACAAAGUUAAGGAGAAAAAAAAAAGCCUCCAAAUUGUUCAGCAAAAAAAAAAAAAAAAAUUCUAUCUUUGAGCUAGGUUGCUGGAUGUAUUUUCUCUCUGUAGAUGUGUUUUCUCUCUGUAGCUUCACCCCAAAAGUCAACUCUGCAAUAUAGUUGAGUUUAAAAGUCUACAUUGUGCUCAAAAGUGGAAAAAUCUUAAACUUUUAAAAAUGAUCAAAAUAAAAAUAAUAAACGUUUAA
Gracilinanus agilis (Agile Gracile Mouse Opossum) is the source of this 2538-nucleotide messenger RNA. RefSeq names its product myelin basic protein (gene MBP). Gene Ontology annotation, biological process: myelination. The transcript has 5 exons. The record is from RefSeq and is a predicted model, not a curated record. Gene Ontology annotation, molecular function: structural constituent of myelin sheath. Bases 71 to 706 code for a protein of 211 amino acids. Lineage: Eukaryota; Metazoa; Chordata; Mammalia; Didelphimorphia; Didelphidae. Gene Ontology annotation, cellular component: internode region of axon; compact myelin; cell periphery.